Dictyostelium purpureum is the source of this 189-nucleotide messenger RNA. RefSeq lists its product as uncharacterized. The transcript has a single exon. The annotation marks the transcript as partial. The record is from RefSeq and is a predicted model, not a curated record. NCBI's taxonomy places the organism in Eukaryota, Evosea, Eumycetozoa, Dictyosteliales, Dictyosteliaceae.
AUGGAAAAGAAAAGGAAAGAAAUAGAAGAUUUAGAUACAGAUAAUAGUACAAUCACAUAUAAAAAAUUUAAAAGUGAAUUUAAUUCAGAUAGUUUAGAUUAUAGAAAGCUUCAAAAAUUAUCAAUAUCAUUAAAUUUGGGUGGUGGUGGCACUAAAAUUUCAAUCUAUAAUAGAAUAGAAAAUUAUCUC